AAAUAUUAUGAUCAGCUGAUUCUUCCAGCUGUAACGUCCGCGUUUCUGCCAUCGAGUUGCUGUUUCUGUUAAGCCGUACAGUACUUUAAUAGGACGUGUUUUGUGUGUUAUCACACAUAUUUUUGCACUUAUGAUUAAAUUCACUAAAAGGAAAAGACGCUUGUGGUUGUAAAGUGACAAUUUUAACGGGAGACGCCAUCCUGUAAUACUGCCUUUAGGGUUGGGCAUAUCACAUUUGCCAUGUCUGUGAAGCACGCCAUCGGUCGGGGCCUGAAGCUAGUCAGCUCCAUGCUGAUGAAGCUGGGAUGUUUAAAGCCAGGAAUUCAAGUUGCAGCAAGAGUGGGAGAACAACACCUGAGAUUAAGCCCUGGUUUGUCCGUCGGUGCAGCGGUGACCCGAAGUUUGGGAAGGUACCGGUAUUACAGGGUGUCCAUCGGUGGACUGGCAGCUCAGCUGCGUCAUCAGUUUUUGAGAAGGUUGCUUGGGGGAGUAGGACCUGGUACUCGUGCCACCUUCCUGGCGUUUGGAAUAGGUUUACGACUUAUUGAGGAACAGUACAAGGAAGACGUGCAGACUAUAACUGCAUGUCGAGAGAUACAGCGGGUAUUUUACAGAAAGCAUGCACUUCAUGAAAAAGAUCCUUUAAAGCAUUAUCGAUCAUUUGGUUACAAGUUAGAAGAAUACCAGAUUGGACCUCGCAUUGGGAAAGGCAGCAAUGCAGCAGUGUAUGGGGCAAGUAUGCUACCCAAUAAUAGUGGUCAGUCUGACGAUAAGUUAGACUUUCUGGUUAAACCUGGAGAAGUGGAGCAGCCUUCUAUAAGCACGGGUAUUCCGGAGGUACAGAGCCGAGCAUUAUGUCUGCCUGUGAAGCCUCAAGAAAACUGUAGAUGUCCUUUGGCUGUCAAGAUGCUUUGGAACGUUUCGGCAGGUUCUUCCAGUGAAUCUAUAUUUAGAUCUAUGCACCAAGAGUUGGUUCCAGCAAAUUCUAAAGCUUUAAUAGAGAAAUGUGGCUCUGUUGAUGUUUAUGGAAAUUUUGGCACUCCCCCAAAGAAGCUGGAGCCUCAUCCAAAUGUAGUCCAAGUCCUGAGAGCCUUUACAUCUGAUGUGCCACUUCUGCCUGACGCCAAGGUUGAGUACCCUGAUGUUUUGCCCGCCAGGCUGUACCCAGCUGGGAUUGGCCACAACCGCACACUGUUUCUGGUAAUGAAAAAUUAUCCAGGUACUCUGAGACAAUAUCUCAGUGGUACUCUUCCAGAUGUUAGAGUGGCGGCCAUGAUGAUUCUUCAGCUGCUGGAAGGGGUUGAUCACCUAGUCAAGCAAAGGAUAGCUCACAGAGACUUGAAGUCAGAUAAUAUUCUUGUGGAACUAGAUGCUUCUGGUCUUCCACGACUGGUAAUCACAGAUUUUGGUUGCUGUCUAGCAGAGGAAGCAGUUGGUCUUAAGUUGCCUUUCACAAGCUGGUAUGUUGAUCGAGGUGGGAACAGUUGCUUAAUGGCCCCAGAAGUAGCCACAGCACUCCCUGGCCCUCGAGUUGUGAUUGACUAUUCCAAAUCAGAUGCUUGGGCAGUGGGAGCUAUAUCAUAUGAGAUUCUGGGACAGCCAAAUCCAUUCUACAUGCAGAGAAACAAAGGCUUGGAAAGCCGAAACUAUGCUGAAGAGCAUCUUCCAGCAUUGCCAGUUAGUGUUCCUUUAAAUUUGCGACAUGUGAUAAGGCUGCUGCUUUGUCGGAAUCCCAAGAAAAGGCCAUCAGCUAGAAUUGCAGCAAACAUGCUUCAUUUGAGAUUGUGGGGUGAAGACAUCCUCAAUUCUGGCAAGCUCAGAGUGUCAGAAGCAGUUACAUGGCUUCUUUCCCAGGCAGCUGCCACCCUACUGUUAAACAGAAUGCACCAUGGAAAUACAGUUGAGACUGAACUGAGAAAAAGUUUUCUUGCAAAUCUGGACUAUGAAGAACUGAAAACAGCAGCAGCUUUAGUCCAUGCUGGAAAGGAGGGAUCUUUUUAACACCUCAGCCAACAGCACUUCUUUUGAUCAAAUUGUUACCAAAAACAUACAGGCAAAUAAUGCUUGUUAAAUCUGAUUUCUUUACACAGUUCAAAGUUACAUAUGUGAAGUGCUUGUUAAAUAAUCUGAUUAUUUUAUACUACACAGCAUUACCUACAUGAAGUUGUAAAAGCACAAUCAAAUAGUGGAAUCAUAAUUAACUCUAAGGCAAGCUAGGUAAAAUGUUAAAAUAAAUGUCUGUCUGUUGUUGUCAUAGUUCUGCUCUCCUUGCCUCCAGUGAUCAAAGGCAACCAAGUUCCCCUUCCCCACAGCCAGUUUGCAAGUUCAGCUUGUUUACAUUUCUGAAAGUUAGCAUUAGCAAAGUCUUGGCAGCUGUCCUGGACAGGGACUUUUUAUAUUAUGUCCUUUUUGUGUCCACCAUGAAUAAUUCACAAAAUGCUGAGGCGACUGUGAGCUCUCACUUUCCUAUACUCAUACCCCCUCACAAUGCACCCUUUUACUUCCUUUGCCAACCUUGACUUAGGCAAGCUUAUAUUUUGGCCAAAUGCUUGGAACCUUCUCACCCCCUUCCCCUGAAAAUAAGUAUUUUACCUACUCUAACCUUUUCCCCUUAGAUACCUGUCCCCUGUAUGCACCAGUAGUUAACCAGUGUACCACAGGUGUGUAGCUCCCAUGUCACCACAUUGACUUUUUCCUGAUUUAUGGUUUUAGGGAUUACUUAAAUAUGAUGUAUGCCAGUAAACACAUAUAAAUAGUAAAUCGCUAUAAAAAUGUGUGACGUGCACAUAUUUUUUUAAAUUUGACAUAUGAGAGCACUUACUGAAGCAUGAACAGUGUAAGUGAGAAGGUUAUGUUCAUAGUCCUAAGCACUUAAGAUAUCAACUGCAUUGUCGGGGAAAAUAUUAGGUACACAGGCAGACUGAACAGUUUAAGGUGCGCAGCAGUAAUUAUAAAUUAAAGUAUAUUUGAAAUUUCACUGAAAAUGACCAGUCUAUUUCUUCAUGAUUCUGAAACCAAAUUUUUUUAUGUUUGCUCCUCGCUUGUUCCUCUUCACUUGAAAAUGACUUUACUGGAACCAAGUUUGAUGUGCAAUUCUGAAUUUUUAUCACUUUGGUGUUUACCACUGCCAGUUUCAAUUCAGCACUUUGACUCAAGUGGUCAUUGCAUGUAACAACUGAGGAUGUUACCAGUUUUUUUGCAGCUAGGACAAAGUCAGUGCUCUUCGGGUUUAACUGGCAAGACCAAAGCAGUGCUCUUUAGAAUUAAACCUGCAAAGAUGGCUAUAAGUAGUAACACCCCUCAUCUCACUAUUUUAAGUGAAUGAUUGGUAGAUAAUAGUUAACCGUUUAUGUGGACUUACUUAUUAUUUACUUACUUACUUAUUUCCCUUGUACUGGACAUUUCUUCUUGUGGUUAGCAGUGGUUGCAUAUGUUUCCGUUGGGAGUAUGAUUUCUAACUGAUGUAACCUAAAAGGAAACUGAAACAAUUUGUUAGCAUGUUUGAUCACUGCUGAAGUAUCUGUUCAUACCUUUGGUUUGAUUAAUGUAAUUUUGCACUUUAUUUGACUUGGGAGAAUGAUUUUGUGUGUAAUUUAUGAAAAUGUCAGCCUCCUUUAGACAGUUUGCUGUGCGUCUUGUGUUGUAAGAGCUUUAUUUUUGUUGGAAUUAGAAGCAGAAAGUACAAAAUAUGUGUGUUAAGGUUGCAUAAAGCCUUUCAGGAAUGCAAUUUAAACUUAAAAAAAUUACAGUUAUAGCUCUUGUAGGAGAGGGUUGCUGUCCCCUUUAAACUCCCACCCUUCAUGUAUGAGUAUAGGGGGGUUUAAUGGGGGAGCUCUCCUCUUCAAAGCAGUACUACUAGUAUUUUUUGCAUAAUUCCCAUGAUAGUUUAUCUCUUCACUGAACACAGAUGAUGUUUCGUUGACAUUCAUUUCAUAAUUGCAACAUCAUGUGUUUAAAUACUGAUUCUUGUCUUUAUAUUGGAUGAGCUUUUUGUUUUUCCUUACAUUUCAAGCACAAAAUUAAAUGGUGGUGGAGGAGGCACAGAACAGGGAGACCAGCAAAAAUGAUGGUGAGGACAGAAAAGGCAAACGUUAACAGGGUGUUAGCACAGGGGGUCAAGAAGGGAAGUAAAGGUGGUUUAUGUACUUGGCAGAAUUAAAGAAAGUGCUGAGAGGACUGGCUGAACAAAAAGGGAAGGGAGAUCACAGAAGGCUGGAGAAAAGCAGGUGUGCUGAAUGAAUGCUGUGCUUCAGAAUUCACUAAAGAAAGCAAGAGGAGGGUGGCAUGCCAGGAGUGGGGCAUAGAAGAAUGGGGACAACAGUGGACAGAUGCCAGGAUAGAGAGGGAGGAUGAGGCAGAAAGGGAACUGGCUGCCCUUAUGGAAGGUAAAGCAUGAGGGCCAGAUAAGCUGCCUUUUACAGUCCUCAGAAGUCUGGUCAUUGUAUCUGUUGGCAGACCCUACCUCCAUUGGGGAUCUGCAAUAGAUCACUGACUGUCGGAAAAAAUGCAGAAAAUCAUGGGCCUGGUAGCUUAACAUCUGUGGCAGGGAAAGUAUGUGGAUAGAAUAAUGCGUGAAAACUGAUAGCAUUUUUAGAGAACAACAGUCUUUAAGACGGCAACUAAUGUUCAUGGACGGAAGGAGCCGAGUCUCAUUAUUAUCUUCCUUUAUGACUGGGUCACAGGAUCCUGAAAGGAGAUUACCAGUAGAUGUAGUUUCACGGAGUCUCACACAGGAAGUUGACAGGAAAACUGGAGAGGUUUUGGAGGUUAAUAAGUUUGAGGAACUCUGUAGCCACACGGUUGAAUGGUAAGAUACAGCUAUUGAGAUGAGAAGAACAGUGUUAGAAAUUAGGAAACUGUCUAGUGGUGUACCAUAGGAAUCUCACCCUUGUCCAGUUCCAUUCAUUGCUUUUGUGUCAGACAUCUAAGGGAACAGAAGACAGGAUCAGCCACACAUACUACUAAUGACAUAAAGAUAAGUGCAAUAGUGGAGAAUGUGGGAAGAGUUGAGGAGAGGUUUUGGAAAGGCUAAACAAGUAGGUAGGAAGGUGGCAUUUGAGGUUCAGUGCAACCAAAGGCAACUUGUUUCAAGUAGGCCACAAAAAUCUUUUUGCAAAGUAUCCAUGGCCGGAGUGGAACUUGGCAGCAGAAUGGGAAAGCAACAUGUUGCUGUUGAUCAUAUAGGUUUGGACCACCAGGACAAACAGAAGCUGGGAAUUUUCCUCAAAUGGUUAGUUUCCAGAAGCAAUGAGGUAAUGUUGCCACUUUUCAGGACUCUGAUAAGAUCAUACCCUGAGUACGGCAUGCAGUUCAUAGGUUCAUAGGUAGGUACUAGGCUAUCGGCCCAAGGGCCUACGCAAGCCUAGCCAACAAGGUUCCCUGGCUUACGCCACCCAAGAAAGUUAUUUUCCUGUGCCCCUGUCGAGCAGAGCCACAGAAGUGAUGUGAGGUUCAUAUAAGGAAGUUCUGGAGGUCAUAUAAGGAAAUGGACAUCAGGCUGCUGGAAUUAACCUAGAAGAAAGCCACCAAAAAGAUCCAUGUGAUAGAGGGGAAGGAAUGUGACCAGAGGUUAGAGGGGCAGUAGCUUCUUUCACUUAACAUGAGAAGAGCCAGGGCAUACAUAUCAUGUCAGUUAGAUGGGAAGUAAUCUGUCUGAACCAGAAGGAUAGAAGAAAGAGGAAGACACAGUGAUAGGAGGUGAACUUCUCCCUAGAUCACUGAAGGUACUUUUUCACAGAGAAGGUUGUCAAUUCAUGGAAUGGAUUAGUGGAAUGGGUGGUGGAGAGAAACUGCACAGAUGCAUUCAGGAGGGCUUGGGACAGGUGGAAAAGGUUAGUGGAUGUAGGUAGGGAUGGAGGGGAGAUAAAAUGUUAAAUGCUGUUAAAAAUGCAUGCUAGAUCAUUUUGCUGCCGGCAGAUGUGAUGUAAUUGUAAAUUUUGUCACCGAUCAUUAUUCAGCCUAUAUUAGCCACUUUUUUGAUGUCAUAAAUGUUUGGAUUUUGGAAAAUUAAUGUUGGCAGUAGAACUGUAGUCACAACUGCUGUCAUACUUAUGCAGGUUACAGGGAAAGCCCCAUUUGGGUUCCUCAGUGUGUUGAAUUCACUUUUAAUUAUUGCUUUAUAUUCUUUGUAUUUAGUCAUUUUCAUCGGAGCUGUUCUUGUAGCACUAGUUUAUAUGACAAUUAUACACAUUGUGGUUUUCUAAUGUAAGUAGUGAUGCAAAGCUUACAAGUGAGGAAUCAUUUUCACAACGGAUGAAGUCUGAACUGUAGUAUUAUUUCUGUAUUAUUUAGAUAGAUAAAGAUUUAUCUUCAGGCCCACUACAUAUCUGCAAGCUUGUAAAAAGUGAUUGAAAUUAAAAGUUGCCAUGAUUUGGUAAACCAUAA
This is a messenger RNA of Protopterus annectens (West African lungfish), 6384 nucleotides long. RefSeq names its product PTEN induced kinase 1 (gene PINK1). NCBI's taxonomy places the organism in Eukaryota, Metazoa, Chordata, Ceratodontiformes, Protopteridae. The coding region runs from base 241 to 2001 and encodes 586 amino acids. Gene Ontology annotation, cellular component: mitochondrion. Gene Ontology annotation, molecular function: ATP binding; protein serine/threonine kinase activity. The record is from RefSeq and is a predicted model, not a curated record. The transcript has a single exon. Gene Ontology annotation, biological process: autophagy of mitochondrion; protein phosphorylation; positive regulation of mitochondrial fission.